AUGACACAGGUUGGAACCUUAGAGGAGCAAGGUCACCGGAGGCAGAGAGCCUGCACUUUCAUCUUUACUGGUACUCCACUCCCAUCUCAGUCUCAGGCAUGUGAUGAAUUUAUUUGGAUGGUUGAAGAUGACCCACUAUCGAAGUUCUCUGCCUCUCGAACUUGGGCUGACAGUAUUUGGUUCAAAUCAUGCACUCCACGUCAUGCUUUCCUCAUGUGGAUUGCUCAGCAUGACAGAAUGCCCUCCCGUGCUCGCCUCUUCAACUGUGGACUUUGUACAACACCGAAUUGCUGUCUCUGCUACUCUGCUCCAGAGUCUAGAGAUCACCUCCUGCUUCGCUGCGAGGUAAGUGUACAGAUAUAG
This is a messenger RNA of Raphanus sativus (radish), 363 nucleotides long. RefSeq lists its product as uncharacterized. The transcript has a single exon. NCBI's taxonomy places the organism in Eukaryota, Viridiplantae, Streptophyta, Magnoliopsida, Brassicales, Brassicaceae. Bases 1 to 363 code for a protein of 120 amino acids. The record is from RefSeq and is a predicted model, not a curated record.